AUUAUCCGUCAGUUGCGCCUCAACCAUUUAAUUAUCUUCUGUUGUAACAUAAACUUGACUGCUUAGCUUCGUGCAGUCUCGCGUUUACGUGUCGACAGAUGCAGUGAAUCAUCCUUGACGGCCUGACUGCCAUGAGUCCAUCUAGUCAACGUGCCAACGCUUCCCUUCGGUCCUUGCGAACCAUCCUCGGUCGAAUCUCACCUUCACCCGCGUAGUCUCAUCAGUCAUCAUGGCGACCGACGUCUACCAACAAGCCGACGACCUCGACGGUCUUUUCGGCGACGACGAAGGCAUGGCCGAGUCUGCCGCAGCCACACCUUUCGAUGAAAGUUUCAGCAUGCCUGCCGAAGCCAACGAUGAGCUGAUGGCACUUAUGAAUGAGGCCGGCGGAGGCGAGGGGCUGAAUUGGGAUGAACUGAAUUCGAGAGCGUUGGAGCAAGGCGAAAAGGCCGACAAUGCCGUCGACUAUGAGGAUAUUGGUGAUGAUGAGUCCUUGCCGGACGAAGAGCAGACUCAGGAUGUCUCGAUGGAGAUGACUACAGACAUGCUGCCUGGUAUUGAGGACAGCGCCAUGGAUGGGCUUGACGACGAUGACUUGUUCGGGCCGUCAAGUCCUGUCCUGACCUCUCAUGAACCUCAGCCCGCUAGCGAACCCUUGAAAUCGAUCGACAAACCGGCGCAAGAUCCUGAUCAAGAGUUGGACCUUGCAUCUGAGCACGAAGACGAUGCUACAGAAGACAUUUCUAUGCUCCAGCAAGAAGUCGACGAGAUUGAAGAUGCCCAGUAUCGUCUGCAGCUGGCUUUGUUUGCUCAAUCUGGAAGAGACAUCCCAACUACUGAACAGGAAAAUGUUGAGGAAUGGUUGAAGCUGGAAUUUCCACGGUUCAAACGUGAUGAAGCACCCCACUUCAACAAGCUGUUCCCACCACGACCUCAGAAAUGGCAGGCAAAGACGCCUUUGAAGCCCCCCAAACAGGUUCGACCUUCCAAGGUCAACCUGGAGAUAGAGCAAGAUCAGAAGACGGCCUUCAACUCGGCAGUGGCGGUCCCUGAGCCGGAGUUCGCAUCCGACCUUGUACCAAUCCAGGAGCCUACAACUGCACGGCAAAUCGAAGAUUCCUCGGAAGAGUCCGAUCUCGACGAGCCACUUCCUAAUGGCCUGACUAUGUGCGACCUGGAGUUCAUGUGUACCGACUUUGAUACACUUUCUCACCUUGCAGCUUCAGACGACGAGAUGCAGGAGGUCAGGCCUCGUGUUGUCGGUAGCGAUGACGAAAUGUUCGGGUUUGAUGGGUUUGAGGACUUCGACCAGCCACGCAAGAGGCGACGCGUCGGUCUCGCCCCUCGUGAUAUCGUCAAAAUCCAUCAAAUUGACAUGGGGUUGUUUGAUGACCCCGAGCGCCAGACAGCCAAGCUUGCCGCAAAAGUCGUCCUUGACCUGAACGAUUCCGAUCUCCUGGUAGAGGAAGUUGAUACUGAAGCCGUCAAGGCCAAAGUGCGGCCAGGGGAGAAGACUGCAACGGUCAAGACGCUCAAAGAUCGCAUCUCGCAGCGCUUUAAGACAUCGAAUGACGCAGAGUAUGAGCUUCUCAAACAAAACCAUCAACACAAGGUCCGAGGACAGCUUACCAAUCUCAACAUUGAACACUCAGUUCCUGCCAUCAAGCUUCAAUACCCCUACUAUCAAGUUCGACUUCCGCUGCAAGAGCUUCGAAACUUCCAUCGAAAGAGAAUGCAUUUCAAAUACCCUAUCACAUUCUCGCCAACCGCGAAAAUCAAACGGAAACAUCAGAAGGGACGUCCUACGAAAGAAAUCUACGCCGGAACGAAAGACAUCUCUUUGGCCGACAAUUCGUCUACACUGCUUCUUGAAUACUCCGAAGAACAUCCGCUAAUGUUGUCCGAGACCGGAAUGGGUAACAAGGUUGUCAAUUACUAUCGCAGGCGGACCAGAGACGAUACAUCAAGGCCCAAACAUGACAUUGGUGAGACUUCCGUUUUACUGCCCGAGGAUAAAUCGCCCUUUUACAUUUUCGGGCAGAUCGACCCUGGUGAGACAAUAACAGCACUUUACAAUCACAUGUAUAGAGCCCCAAUCUUCCAGCAAAAUGCCAGCUCGCAGGACUUCUUGGUUAUCAGGGAAACAACCGGCAUGGGAGGACAAAAUCACUAUAUCCGCAACCUCGACAACGUCUACGUCGUGGGCCAGGAACUUCCAUCCACAACUGUCCCAGGCACUCAUUCUCGUAUGGUGACCACUGCCGCGAAAAAUCGGCUCAAGGCCAUAUCGUUCCGUAUUGCACGUCGCAAGAAGAACAAUAGAAUCAAAGUCGAAGAAGUGACACGCCAUUUCCCGGAUACCACAGACAUGCAAAACCGGCAGAAGAUGAAAGAGUUCAUGAUUUUCAACAAGGAAGUAAAGGAAUGGGAAAUGAGAGCUGGUGAAUCAGUGCCUGAUGAAGAUGUCAUUCAAACCCUCAUUCGACCCGAAGAUAUAUGCUUGCUCGAAUCCAUGCAGGUGGGCGCACAGUACCUACAGGACUCAGGGUAUGCGGACAAUGACGACGAGGACGACACUAAGGAAGGCAACGACAACGAUAGUAUAGAGCAGCAGCUAGCGCCCUGGCGAACGACCAAGAACUUCAUCCAGGCGACUCAGGGCAAGGCAAUGCUGAAAUUGUACGGCGAAGGUGACCCCUCUGGCCGAGGCGAGGCGUUUUCAUUCAUCAAAACAAGUAUGAAAGGUGGAUUCAGACCCAUUGGAGGAUCCGCUCAAGAUGCGAUUACUCUGAAAAAAGAGCUGGGCGGCCACAGCUACAACGUUGCCCGUCAGCAGAGAUCCUACGAAGAAUCAAUUCGAAAUAUCUGGGACAAGCAAAAGGCGAGUCUGGGAUCAAAGAUUGAACCUUCGGAUCUGGACAUGGAUGGUGACGUGGAUGCGCAAGAAGACAAGUAUGCGGAUCGUUCCAGCAUCCGAGCUACACCAAUGUCAGGGACGCAGACGCCUGCCCCUCGACGCCGAGACGAUGAAACAGCAACCUCGUUUAGCAGACGCAGCGUCAACAGUCAAACCCAGAGAGUUUUGCGUAUCGUCCGCACUGUGGUCACAAAAGAUGGCGAGAGCAUGGACCAAGAAUACUAUGAAACUGAUCCUGCGGUGAUCAAGCAGUACAUGAAGAUUAAGGAAACGGAGGAAGUGCAGUCCAUAAGCCUGACUGACAUCAAACCAACCGGGGACGCCGAGAAAGAUGCUCGGCAGCGCAAACGACUCGAAGAGGAACUUGCGAAGCUCGAAAAGAACGCUGCUCGAAGAAAACAACGAACCAAGAACAAGGCCGCCCUGGCCGGAGCCACUUCCCCUGGUGGUACCGCGAUGUCUCCCGAUGGCGACGGAGGUGGAGGUGGUGGUAAGAACACACAGCCGACCCAACGAAAAUGUGCCAAUUGUGGUCAAGUCGGUCAUAUCAAGACCAACAAAAAGUCCGUUAAGUGCCGAAAUUGCAAUCUCCCCUUUGAUCGCAAGAUUGGGUCCAUGUUAAUGGAUGCACCGAGUUUCGAUGACUUAUAUGGGAGAUGCCCCCAAUCUCUCUGGCCAGCAUCGACAACCCGUUGACCCAACUGUCCCUAUCCAUGUUUGGCUCGAAAACUCUUUGGCUCCAAAUCCCUUGGGGUGCAAACCCAGCUUCUUCUCUGAGAGAUUCCUCAAUAUCUCGAUGUGAGAGUCGAAAAUGGUUCCCCUGUUACAACUCGUCUUCGAGAUCAUAACUCAAAUCACGUUCCCUUGCCUUUUUUAACCAUCGCUUCCUUCGAACAUUCACUGACGAUAUCUUUCAAAGAUUAUGCCCGUUGCUCAACGGCACGAUCAAGCAGGAAGACGGCUACAACAACGCAGCCUUUAUGGGUGCACCGCCCACGAUGUCUUGAUACUGACUGCAUUGUAAUACUCAAACCACGAUUGGAGAUGUACAUUCUUGCGCCCAGCGAGAAAGUGGCUGGAAUGGUAUUGAGUCCGGGUGUUUGUGUUGACGCUCCGCGCCACCGGAGAGCACGAGCUGUGUAUCCGGGGUCGAGACUGAGUUGACGUGCCUGCACAUCUUAAAGCUUGAGCGGGGUGCCGAACAAGUUUCAUGGAUCCUGCAGAGCAGCCCUGGAAGACCAAAGAUAGGCAAUUGCGAAAGCACUCAUUCACUGUCGAGAUGUUUUGCUAUUCUUGUUAACUACCUGUUUUUAUCGUCUUGACUAAGGCACAUGGUGACGGCUGACCAGAGUGCAGGACAGGUAUGCGGUUGUCUUCGGUGAAACGUCUGGAGUAUUGGUCGAACGUGAUGCAAAUCUUAUCCUUCGGGUUCAAUGCCUGUUUACCAGCCUAUGUGCCCAAUGUAUCUGCUUUGCCCACGGCUCCUGGGAAUUUCGUCCGUUUACCUCAAAUUUGAUAUAUCCCGAGCCCAAUAAUCGACUACUGCCAAAAGGUCUCGGCAAUGGCAAACGCCCGCAAUUUGUUGAUCAUUAUGACCCUUUCCCAUUCCUCUUUCACUCCACGUGAACUGUGAGAUCAAUGGCAUGAAAGGUGGAAUGGAACAUCGCCUUGACAGGGCCCGGCUUUCUUCACGAUGCUGGGGAGUCAAGGAAAAGUGCAAUGCUUCACUGUAUGAGCACCUGGGUCACUGCCUCCCGGGGCCCUAUUGUGCUGCUUAGUCUCCGGGAUCGGGCCUUCACUCAGCAAGCAGCGAGGCUCAUUGAAGUUGGCGAUGGAAGUUGGCGACUUCCCUUGACAUCUCGAGAAAUAUAUGUAUAUAUGUAUAUAUCUCUCUC
This is a messenger RNA of Exophiala xenobiotica, 4812 nucleotides long. RefSeq lists its product as uncharacterized. NCBI's taxonomy places the organism in Eukaryota, Fungi, Ascomycota, Eurotiomycetes, Chaetothyriales, Herpotrichiellaceae. The transcript is spliced from 3 exons. Bases 230 to 3613 code for a protein of 1127 amino acids. Gene Ontology annotation, molecular function: TBP-class protein binding; histone acetyltransferase activity; RNA polymerase II general transcription initiation factor binding. The record is from RefSeq and is a predicted model, not a curated record. Gene Ontology annotation, biological process: transcription by RNA polymerase II; RNA polymerase II preinitiation complex assembly. Gene Ontology annotation, cellular component: transcription factor TFIID complex.